ACGGCUUUCGAUCGGUGCAAGUAAACAUGUCGUCGAAUUUCUCUGCAAACCAGUAUGAGAGCGCUUUCAAGUCGAGUAAACUCCAGAACUGGACGGUACCAAAACAAUACAAAGACAAACGGUCACCAGCAGAGGGUCACACUAUAUUUAUAGCUACAGACAGAGGACACCUGCUUCCUGCUGUGAAGCGUGGAUGUCCCUGGACCUCAUUCCAGGGGACCUGGGACUUACCAAAUCGCAUCUUUCCAGUUCACAUUAACCCUACCGCACGCUCACAGGAGGGCCAGCAGCGUCUCAGGGCUUGGGGGCAGGUGCAGCACCUGGUUCCAUCAGCCCUUGGGAAACUAAAUGAAACUAAUGAAAACAGCAGGACACCACAGUGUAAGGGCACCAGUGAUGAUCAUCAGUAUGAGGGAUUUCCUGUGAGCACUCUUGCUCCAGAUGGACCUGAACUGGAAAGGACCAUAUCACAGGCCAGUCAAGUUCAGUCGAGACCAGCAACUCAGCAAAGCCAAGUUCAGUCGAGACCAGCAACUCAGCAAAGCCAAGUUCAGUCGAGACCAGCAACUCAGCAAAGCCAAGUUUAGUUGAGACCAGCAACUCACCAAAGCCAUGCUGAGUCUCAACCAACCUCAAGACAAAGCCAGGCCACGUUCAGACCACUGAUGCAGGCCAGCCAAGCUUAAUCCAGACUAACAAUUGCGAUUAGUAAAGCAGCAGUGUAUAAA
Molecule: messenger RNA, 728 nt
Organism: Neoarius graeffei (lesser salmon catfish)
Lineage: Eukaryota; Metazoa; Chordata; Actinopteri; Siluriformes; Ariidae
Gene: cfap126
Product: cilia and flagella associated protein 126
Exons: 5
Coding region: 27-587 (186 amino acids)
Biological process (GO): cilium organization
Cellular component (GO): ciliary basal body
Source: RefSeq, a predicted model, not a curated record